Molecule: messenger RNA, 672 nt
Organism: Penaeus monodon (black tiger shrimp)
Lineage: Eukaryota; Metazoa; Arthropoda; Malacostraca; Decapoda; Penaeidae
Product: ninjurin-1-like
Biological process (GO): tissue regeneration; cell adhesion
Cellular component (GO): membrane
Source: RefSeq, a predicted model, not a curated record
CGCGAUCAGUCACUUCUUGGCAAUGUUGUAAAGAGCACGCGACUACAACCACCUCGGGGGAAUUUGAAAACAAACAAACCAUCUAACAAAACGAACGAGAUAUUAUCCUUUGAUCAGCCAGUUCCAGUCGCUGUGACGUCAUCUUCUGGGUCGCGAACGCACGCACGAACGCCUCCGACAUGCCUGUGAACGCCGCCCACGGUGGGCCCGAGAACCCCCACCCUACCCGCCGCCCCGUCGACAUCAACGUCAUGAAGCGCAACAUGACGAUCGCCAAGGGCUUCCUGGACAUCAGCCUCCUCUCGGCCAACGCCAACCAGCUUAAGAACAUCCUCAACUUCGGAGACAUCGAGAAGGCUUCGUAUUACAUCGUCUUGUCCGGCAUCAUCACCAGCCUCAUCUUCCAGCUGCUGGCGGGCGUGCUGCUCAUCAUCCACGAGCGCUUCGACAUGAACGAUGACAACGAGAGUCAUUCGGGCGACUUCUUCAACAACCUCAUCGUCGCCCUCAUCUUCGCCGUCCUCAUCAUCAACGUCUUCGUGGCGAGCUUCGGCGUGGACAUCGCCCGCCCCCGAGUCUCUGCCGCCACGCCUCCGUCGGGGUACCCGAGCCUGGACUAUGAGAAGGGGUAUUGAGGUCGCCCGAGUGUUAGCUGCGAGUCUCCUUGGGUGA